This is a messenger RNA of Thlaspi arvense, 1377 nucleotides long. The record is from the annotation of a GenBank genome assembly. Lineage: Eukaryota; Viridiplantae; Streptophyta; Magnoliopsida; Brassicales; Brassicaceae.
AUGUGCAUCCAAGACCACCUGCAAGUUGCAACUAUGAAGAUGAACAACAAAGGAUUUAAUCAGAAGCCACGUGGAAUUUGUCAUCAAAAUCUGUUUUCCAAUUCUAAGCUAGUCGCCACUAUCUUCAUCAUCAUUUUCUUCCUCAUCCUCGAUGCUUGGAUGGAUUUGUUUGUAAUAGGUAAGAGUAGAAUCCAAAUGAUGACGCCAUCGAUAUCGUCAACUACAAACACAAUCAUAGAGAUCCCAUUAAACUGCAACAACACAGCACAAACAUGUCCGUUAAACUAUCCAAGCAGAUUCGAACCAGAGAUCUCUUCCUCGGAGACAUGUCCUGACUACUUCAGGUGGAUCCAACAAGACUUAAAGAUAUGGCAAGAGACAGGGAUCACAAGGGAAACACUAGAGAGAGCAAAACCACAUGCUCAUUUCAGGCUAGUGAUAAAGUCAGGGAGAUUGUAUGUUCAUCAGUAUACUAAAUGUUAUCAGACAAGAGAUGUGUUCACUAUUUGGGGAAUGGUUCAGCUUCUAAGGAUGUAUCCUGGCCAAGUCCCUGACCUUGAGCUUCUCUUCCUCUGCCAUGAUCAACCCGGUAUCUGGAAAAAAGACUUCAGACAAGAGGACAAUGCCACGUGGCUUCCUCCGCCGUUGUUUCAUUACUGUAGUCACCGUGAUGCAUACGACAUCGUUUUCCCUGAUUGGAGCUUCUGGGGAUGGCCGGAGGAUUGGGAUAAGGAGAAGGAGUUAGGGUUCAAAAGUUCAAACCUAGAAGACCAAUGCACCCAUAGGUACAAGAUUUACAUAGAAGGUCGUGCAUGGUCGGUGAGCAAAAAAUAUAUAUUAGCGUGUGACAGUAUGGCUCUACUAAUUAAACCAGAGUUCUAUGAUUUCUUCGCAAGAAGUAUGGUUCCAUUGGAACAUUACUGGCCCAUUAGAUCUCAAGAGAACUGUGGUGACCUCAAGUUCGCCGUCGAAUGGGGUAACAACAACACUGACAAGGCGCAAGCUAUAGGGAGACAAGGAAGUGAUUACAUGACGAAGAGCCUGAAGAUGAAGUAUGUGUAUGAUUACAUGUUGUAUGUGUUACAAGGUUACGGGAAGCUGAUGAAGUUGGAUGUGACCGUGCCUGAAAAUGCGACCGAAGUGUGUUCGGAGACGAUGGUUUGUCCGACUACUGACGGUGGACUGAUAAGGCAGUGCAUGGACGACUCGUUAGUUAUGUCUCCGAGCGUCAAGGCGGCUUGUGACUUGCCACAGCCUUAUGGAGAUGAUGAGCUCAAGAGGUUUCUUGAGAAACAAGAAAGUGCAGAGAGAGAGGUUGAGAAGUGGACCGAUGAGUAUCUAAAUGUCCAAGACACGUUUCUCCAACAACGAAAAUAA